CAAUAACAAUUUUUGUUUCAAUCAUGGUACGCGUGCUCAAGUGUUGAUGUAACAGUAUUUAUUUAACAUUAUUCAAAUUUGUCGAAAAAAGUCUAUUCCAUAAUAAAAUUUUGUUAAAAUGAGUUGGAUGAGUGGACUUGUGACCAAAGCUCUUAACGUAGUAUGGCAACCGCAGAUUAUGUCCGUUCGUUUUCGCUAUCAUGCCGAUAAGGUAGCUCGAGGUCCGCUGGUACGCCGGUAUGGCUACAAGGAGAAAAUUCUACAAGGUGGAAUGCUUCCGCAUCUGGAUAAUGGCCAUAAUCUACCGAUGCCAGAUUACAGGCCUAAAAAUGCUUGGUGCGAAAAGCGCGCCCUGUUUGGCCAGAACGACUACAUUGACAUCUUAGGGAAUGACCGUCUGCACCCGACCCGCGUUCUAUACUCCGUUCCAUCCUGGUUGCGUGGCGUAUCGGGUAAUGAGUACCAGGUUCUCCUCCGGAAGCGUAAAAUGCUGAGUCGGACAAUCUACAAGAUUGCGCGUCCUACCAAGUGGAGGGAUAUGGAGAAACGUAUUUCGUAUCUUUACCGGUUCCUGAAUAGAAAAACCAAAACUGGACCUUCGAACAUUUAAUUAUUUAAAAAAAAUUCUUAUGGGUUUGUAUUUCGAUAUAGUUACAAUACAAAAGAAUAGUAUAAUAUGGAAAA
This is a messenger RNA of Armigeres subalbatus, 684 nucleotides long. RefSeq names its product large ribosomal subunit protein mL51 (gene mRpL51). The transcript has 2 exons. The record is from RefSeq and is a predicted model, not a curated record. Gene Ontology annotation, biological process: translation. Bases 119 to 610 code for a protein of 163 amino acids. Gene Ontology annotation, cellular component: mitochondrial large ribosomal subunit. Gene Ontology annotation, molecular function: structural constituent of ribosome. NCBI's taxonomy places the organism in Eukaryota, Metazoa, Arthropoda, Insecta, Diptera, Culicidae.